Lachnellula hyalina is the source of this 1659-nucleotide messenger RNA. It is a transcript of the gene cct3, whose product is annotated as T-complex protein subunit gamma. The record is from RefSeq and is a predicted model, not a curated record. The coding region runs from base 1 to 1659 and encodes 552 amino acids. Gene Ontology annotation, molecular function: ATP-dependent protein folding chaperone; ATP hydrolysis activity; ATP binding. The transcript is spliced from 4 exons. Lineage: Eukaryota; Fungi; Ascomycota; Leotiomycetes; Helotiales; Lachnaceae. Gene Ontology annotation, cellular component: chaperonin-containing T-complex. Gene Ontology annotation, biological process: protein folding.
AUGGGGACAGACAAACCGGAAGAAAAGCACAGAUGUCCAACAUCACCGCAGCGAAAACGUAAGCUCCACCAGCAAGCCUCGAGCUCUCACAAGGCCGUGGAAGAUCAGAAGCUUAUAAACAAUAGUGUCGCAGAUAUUAUCCGGUCAUGUUUAGGACCAAAGGCUAUGCUGAAGAUGCUUUUGGAUCCUAUGGGAGGUAUCGUGUUGACAAAUGACGGCCAUGCCAUCCUGCGAGAAAUCGAGGUCUCACAUCCAGCGGCGAAGAGCAUGAUCGAGCUCAGCAGAACACAAGAUGAGGAAGUUGGAGAUGGAACUACGACUGUUAUUAUCCUGGCUGGAGAGAUGCUCGCACAAGCACUCCCCCAGUUAGAGCGAAAUAUCCACCCGGUUGUGAUCAUCUCCGCCUUCAAGGCCGCCCUGAAAGACGCCCUUGAAAUCAUCGACGAGAUCUCCCUUCCAGUCGAUAUCGACGAUGACGAGGCCAUGUACCAACUGAUCUCCUCGUCCAUCGGCACGAAGUUCGUUUCCAGAUGGUCAACCCUGAUGUGCAAUCUUGCACUGAAAGCUGUUCGAACUGUCACAUUUGAUGCAGGUGGUGGCAAGAAGGAGGUCGACAUCAAGCGUUAUGCAAGAGUUGAGAAGGUACCAGGUGGAGAGAUUGAGGAUAGCAGAGUUCUGGAUGGUGUUAUGGUCAACAAGGAUAUUACCCACCCGAAGAUGAGGAGAAGAAUAGAGAACCCCAGGAUUAUUCUGUUGGAUUGCACACUGGAGUACAAGAAGGGAGAAUCUCAGACGAAUAUUGAGAUUAGUAAGGAGGAGGACUGGAACAAGAUCUUGCAGAUUGAGGAGGAACAGGUCAAGCUUAUGUGCGAUUCUAUUCUUGCGCUCAAACCGGAUUUGGUCAUUACUGAGAAGGGUGUCUCUGAUCUCGCUCAACAUUACCUUUUGAAGGGCAAUGUCACUGCUCUCCGCCGUGUCCGCAAGACAGACAACAACAGAAUAGCUCGUGCUACAGGGGCAACAGUUGUCAACCGUGUGGACGAUCUCCAAGAAUCUGACGUCGGAACCCAAUGUGGUCUUUUCGAGAUUGAGAAGAUUGGUGAUGAGUACUUUACUUUCCUCACCAAGUGCGCAAACCCAAGAGCAUGCACUAUCCUCCUUAGAGGCCCUUCGAAGGAUAUCUUGAAUGAGGUUGACCGGAAUUUGGCCGAUGCGAUGGCCGUUGCCCGCAACGUCAUGUUCCACCCAAGACUCUCGCCCGGUGGUGGUGCUACGGAAAUGGCUGUUGCUGUCAGAUUAGGUCAGCUUGCGAAGAGUAUUGAGGGCGUUCAGCAAUGGCCAUACAAGGCUGUUGCUGAGGCUAUGGAAGUCAUCCCAAGAACUCUGAUCCAGAACUCCGGAGCCAGCCCCGUUAGAGUUCUCACUGCGUUGCGUGCCAAGCAUGCCGAGGGUCAAAGCACGUGGGGUAUUGAUGGUGACAAGGGAUCACUUGUUGAUAUGAAGGAGUAUGGUGUUUGGGAGCCAGAGGCUGUCAAGUUACAGAGCAUUAAGACGGCUAUUGAGUCUGCUUGCCUGCUACUGAGAGUCGAUGAUAUUUGCAGUGCUAAGGCUGCAAGACAAGCUGGAGGCGGUGGUGCUCCAGGUGGAGGAGAGGAGUAG